This is a messenger RNA of Orbicella faveolata, 4210 nucleotides long. RefSeq lists its product as uncharacterized. The record is from RefSeq and is a predicted model, not a curated record. NCBI's taxonomy places the organism in Eukaryota, Metazoa, Cnidaria, Anthozoa, Scleractinia, Merulinidae.
UUCUCGGAAACGAAGCACUGCUUUUCUCCGAAUCAAGUGUUGAUAUAAUUCUUCAUGAAAUCAUUGUUCGCGAUUCUAAAAAGCAGAGAUGCUAAAAAAAUACAACAUAUUCCCUCUAUUACGUGUAGGAUCUCUGCUUAUGCUAAUGCUAUGGAAUGCCCCAGCUGCUGGAAUGGACAUCUACGUUUCACCAAGCGGAAACGAUUCAUCACCUUGCACUAAAGAAAAGCCUUGCAAGACGCUGAAUGAGGCUUUCUUGCGCGUUUCUGGUCACAACUCGACAAGGAUUAAGUUGGAGCACGGAAAUUACACGAUGAAAAAGAGCCACAAUUUUACUAGAAUGGCAACGUUUGGCCUGUUUGGCCCGGGUUCAAAUCCAGACAAUGUAACCAUAACGUGUGAUGCAAACGCAAGCCUCUCGUUUACUCUUAGCGAGAAUAUUUCCUUCAAGGGAAUCAAGUUACUAAAGUGUGGCGGAUGGUUUGAGAGCUCUUAUGGAAGGAAAAAUUAUUCAGAUCUUCGGGGGGCAGAAUUCAUGGCAGCCCUAGAUUUUCGAUAUUGCAGAAAUCUUUCGAUCUCUGAUAUGGAAAUUUCGUCUUCGCCAGGAUUAGGCGCUAAUUUGUAUGAUGUUGGCGGCUUUGUGAGUUUUACAAACAGUACUUUUGCCGAUAAUAAAGCUGCUUCAAGUGAUAUCUCAGAAGAAGGAAGCGAACUGGAAAUACUUCCCAGGUACGUGCAUUCUGGAGGCGGUGUUUUUGUUAUUUUAAACAAGUACGGCGACAACACAGUGAAUGUGACGCCCAGCGAGCAUGACUCUUAUCAACACAACAACCACUAUUUGUUUAUCGAUUGCCACUUUCUAAGAAACGAAGCGAGAUGGUCAAACGUCAGUGAAAACAAAGAUCUUAAUACGCCGGAACGUCCUUUCAGCCAUGGUGGAGGAUUGGCAUUGUUCUUCAAGGGGAAUGCCUCUGGAUGCAACGUAGGAAUCAGUGCUUGUAAAUUCAUAGAUAAUCGUGCCUCGUGGGGAGGGGGUCUGCAAGUACUAAUGGAAGACAAGACCGAAAACAAUUCCUUCACGAUGGAGGAAACGACCUUUCUGAGAAAUAAUGCAAGUUUCUCCGGUGGAGCAGUACGCUUUGGAAACAUGCCACUCAAAUGCAAGCACAAGCGGCUUAUUUUGAACCAAUUCAUUAUCAGCAACUGUUCAUUUGUUCGGAACGAGGCUUUGUGGGGAGGUGGUGCCUCCAUCUUUGGUAGAACAAUCGCACACACCAAACAUCCAGCACCUGCUGUCACUCAGUUCCACUUUAAGCAAUCCACUUGGCAGCGCAACAAGGCAAACGUGGGGGCCGCCAUGGGGCUGUAUCUUUACAACUGUAAUGAAUACCACAUCGGACCGCAAAUUCCUUACCAUGUUUGUUUUGACAAUGGCACGGUGUUUCAGUUUAAUCAUGCUGAUCUUCAACGUGGUGAACUGAAAAUAGGACAAGGAACUCUCUACAGUUUGGAGGUGCCUCUGAUCUUCAAAAGCACCACGAAAUUUUGGAACAAUAGCAAGUCUGCGUUAGUUUUAGAUGGAUCGACCCUCGAAGUUCAUGACCAGUUAGAAUUCAUCAACAACACUGGGUUCAGAGGCGGCGCUAUAGCAAUGUAUGGCAGAUCAAGAAUUAUUUUCCACGAAAAUGCAAAAUCAACCUUUGAAGCAAAUAGAUGUCACGACAAAGGUGGAGCAAUGUACAUUCAAACCCCUGGUUCUCCCCUGGUAAGAUUCAACAUUCACACCUGUUUCUUUGCGUACAGCAACUCGUCCAUACAUUAUGAUGAAUGGAAUAUAACGGUCAUCUUUAAAGAUAACAGGGCACCCCAUCACGCCUCAGGAAUGUCAGUGUAUGUCAAUACACUUAAAAACUGUUGGCAAGUGGGCGAAAAUCGAAAAAACAACAGCGUGCUAAGAUGGAAGUUUGUCAAGUUUGAUAACUUGCCUGAAAAUUUCACGAACUUUUCGGGUGAAGUCGCGACAGACCCAAUAGAAAUUAAGUCUGUAAAAACAGACUGGGAGGUUGCCCCAGGUGAGAUUUUUACUGCAACCGUUAAAUUGUAUGACGAAGUUAAACAUCUCGUCCCAGGGAUUAUUGAUAUAGCAAUCAAUUCUUGUUCUGAAGUACAGCUCAGUACCACGUCAACAUUAUUUCAAACGGCGAAUGGAACCAUUACCGAUAUCAGUUUAAGCGGAAAAGAAGGAAGCAAAUUUUCUGUGCAUCUAAACUAUAAGGGAAGUCAAAUUUUAAGUACAGUGAUAGAGGAUCUCAAGUUAAGGAACUGCCAUGCCGGAUUUAGUUUUUCAAACGGAACAUGUAAAUGUAUGAAUCCCGUCAAAGACAAGCAAGCUAGAGGGGUGUCGCACUGUUCUCCUGAUGGGAAGGACCUUUACGUGAAACAGGGAUAUUGGGCAGGAAAGGUUAAUGGCACAUUUUCCACGUUUGUCUGCCCUGAUGGUUAUUGCGAAUCAUGGGAUUCAAGCGCUAAAGACUAUCUGUAUAAUGAGGAUCAAGUGUGCAGGCAGGGUAGAAAACAGGGGAGCAUACUCUGCGGACAAUGUGAAGCAAAUCAUAGCGUUACUAUUGGCGGUGAACGGUGCAAGCCUGAAUGUACGAACUUGUAUUUGUUACUGUUGAUUCCGUUUGCUCUGGUUCUUCUCCUGAUUGUCAUGGGGAUCAUGCUCAUAGAUCUUGACGUCUUUACUGGGUACCUAAACGCCUGGGUGUACUCCUACCAAGUCAUGAGAUACUUAGUACCAGAUGGAUUUCUAUUUAACAAUUUUAGCGAAUUUGUCAUAGCCUUAACCAACUGCCAAAUUAAAGUUGGGAGCAACAGUUUCUGUUUGGUCAAAGGUCUUGAUGAUGCUGACAAACUCAUGGUAAUGUACCUCAUUCCGGUGUACGUCAUAGUAAUUGUGGUCUUGCUAGCGAAGAUGGUGAGUGCUUUUCCAAACUGGUGCUUUAGCACACGGGUCAAAGCUCCAUUUCGUGGCAUAUGCACCAUCCUUGUACUCUGUUAUUCAGACAUCACCUAUAUUUCUCUCAGGAUUCUGCGCUUUGCCAAAGUUGGAUCAAGGGUCGUGCUUUACGUCAAUGGUGAGAUAGAGUACUUCAGUGGAAAGCAUCUCUGUUAUGGAAUUGUUGCCAUUCUCUUUGUGGUGUUCGUGUCAGUACUCUUUCCGUUGUUCCUUUUAUUUCCCCCGCUCCUGACAAGAGGUUUCCGUCCAGUCCUGAACCUGAAUCGCUGGAAUCCGUUCUUUGAUGCACUUCAAAGCUGUUUUAAGGAUCAAUAUCGUUGGUGUGCGGCCUUCUACUUUAUCUGCCGGCUUGGUCUCCUGGUGAUCUAUGAAUUUAUGCCGGCAAGUCUGGUGAAAAGACUUUUGUUGGAGGUGGCCUGCAUCCUGAUCCUGCUGAUCUUUGCAAUCUUGAGGCCCUACAAGGAAGCCCGUGAUGUCGAAGAGGACGAGGAGAGUUAUGACUGGAUGAACAAAUCUGACGUGGCACUCCUGACCACACUUUCCUUCAUCGCUGUGGCCAGUUCCCCGUACGAAAACAGCCUUGCGAUUACCCUUGGUGAAAAAGACGGGCUCAAAAUAUUCCUUAACAUCUUGUCUUGCGUUCCCAUUGCUGUGCUGAUGGUAGUAUUAGCCUUCCGUGUUGGAAGGAGAUACCUGCCCCCUUGUAGAGAACCUCCAGAAGAUGAUUUACCAAUUAUGUCCGAAACACCAGGCAGCAGCAGAGAAGGCCGCAGCCCACUCCCCACAGUGUCUGAAACUACUGAAACAUCUGUAACUCGACACAGCAGUAGAGGAAGCCGCAGCUUGACGGACAGGUCUCAAGCAUCCAAUUUUUCUAUGAUGGCAUAGAAAAUUCUACCAACUGAAGUUAAAUAGAAUUGAUAGCUACCUUGUCAAAGAUUAUGAUGACACGCAUGCUGAAAUCUUUUGCAUGAAAUGAAUGAUUUUACCACGCGAUUUGCGACUAGAUUUAAUUCUAAUGGCGAGGUACAAUCUUAAGUAGUCGUGGAAAAAGAAGCGUUUUGGACAAAUUUUUGCUGACUAGUAUUGGUUAUUGUAUGAUCAAAACUAUCAUAAAAUUGUCGAAUAUGAUUAGUUAUCAGCAGGCCCCAUUAAAGCACGAAUAGGGCACACCUGUUCUGUUGGACUAAA